CUCCUCGGCCCCGCCCUGUUGGUCGUGGCCACGCCCCGUUUGGAAUGUUACGGCCGCUUUGAUACAUUUCAGCGUUCCAUUGAGAAAAAGUAACAAUCCCGGCGCGUCUUAUCCGGGGAGAGGCUGAGAGCAGAGGACGGCCCAUAGGAGCCGCCUGUGUCCUGGUGCUGUCCGCACCGUUAUCUGCCGUGCACCUGCUCUACAGCACCACAAGCCGUCAGCCGGACCGCGUAUUCCUGGUGGCUUGUCACCCGCACAUCGGACUUCUCCAUGUGACACCCGAUUCGGGGCUGACAUCUGGUGACUCCUGUCCAGUGAAUACGGUCCCCCUGGAUUACAUGUCACACAUAACAAGGAAUACCUGAGAGCCCAGGCGGUGAGAGGGCACCUACUGCUACCAUCUGUGACCACUGGAGAUCUACCCAUGCCACAGGCUGGAGACUGGACAGUAGAUUAACCCUUUAACCCCGGGACCUGCCUGGCAGCCUGCUGACAUGAAAGCUGCUCCUGCCUGCUGACCACACUGCCAUCCCAGGGAAAUGCAAGUGAUGCCCAUGGCUUUGCAGUAACUAUACCACUUCAUGAGGAUCGUGUGCCUGGCCUGAAGGCUCAGUGUAGUCUAAAGCCAAGGGCUGGAGUGGGCAUGAGGACAGUCUGAUACCCCCUAGCCCACCACAGAGAGAUGUCCAGGCGAAAACAGAGUAAUCCCAGGCAGAUAAAACGUUCUCUUGGGGAUAUGGAAGAGACAGAUGAGAACUUAGCAGCAGAGUCUGCUCGCUCUGAAAAAGAUGGAACCACCUCAGACCCAGAAGAAUCAGCAGAUUGUGGCUCUUCCAGUACAUCAUACAGUGAUGGUGCAGAAGGAGAGCGAUGCAGCCCGGUGCUGCAGUCAUUAGACCAAGAGAUGGAAGAACCAGACCCAAUGCCAAACCUGUGUGAACUUGCUGAGGAACCUUCCCCUUCAUGUAUCUCAGCAGUCCAAUCUCCAGAGGGUGAAGAGAGUCUAAACUUCAAAGCAUCAGAGUCCUUGUCCAGCAUGGAAAACAUUGAGGAACCUCUGAGGUGGAACGGUCCAGAUGAGUUGGUUUUGGAAAUCCCUUCACCAGAUGGAGUCAGUCAGGUUCGAGCAGAGAGCAACAUCCUCAAGGGCUUUACCUGGGGUCCGUACAGAGGAAACUUCAGCGGGGCCAUAUCUUCUCCAGAACAGACAGAUACGAACUCCUCCCUAUCGCUGGAAGUGGAUGGUGACUGCUGGCUGAAGAACUUGACUUUUGUCCCGUGUGAGCUAGAAGCAAACUCAGUUAUAUACCGAAAAGGUGACCAGAUCUGGUGCAAGACCUCACAAGACAUACAACAAGGAGAGGUCAUCCGAGCCUUCCUUAUGGCCGAACCUCAGGCCAUUCCCAACUUCAAAAUAAAAGAGGAGCCCUGCGAACCAUCCCUGGAGAUGUCCACCCCUACCGAAUUUUCACUGCUCCCUCAGCAAGCUGGCAUGGCUGCAAUUCUGGCUACAGCAGUUGUCAACAAGGACGUGUUUCCCUGCAAGGACUGUGGCAUCUGGUAUCGCAGCGAGCGCAAUCUGCAGGCCCACCUCAUGUAUUACUGUGCCAGCCGGCAGAGUUCCACCUCUCCAUCAGUUGAAGAAAAACCUAAAGACUCCUAUCCAAAUGAGAGGAUAUGUCCUUUUCCCCAGUGCAAAAAAAGCUGCCCAAGUGCAAGCUCCCUGGAGAUCCACAUGAGGAGUCAUAGCGGCGAGAGACCGUUCGUGUGUCUGAUCUGUUUGUCCGCGUUCACCACCAAGGCAAAUUGUGAGCGUCAUCUGAAGGUUCACACGGACACCCUGAAUGGGGUUUGCCAUGGAUGCGGCUUCAUUUCCACCACCCGUGAUAUUCUCUACAGCCACCUAGUGACCAAUCACAUGAUCUGCCAACCAGGAUCCAAGGUUGAUGUGUUUCCCCUUGUAAAAACACUACCUACAGUCAAGUCUACAAACUCUGUGGUAAAUCAAAGCUCAUCCUCCAGCCUUCUAAAGUGUAGUUUGUGUGGAUUUUUAGCAGAUGGUCUGACCAGUCUCCAGCAACAUGCCAUCAUGCACACUACAUCUCCCUUUCCCAUCACCACUCAGUCAGUCCACUCCCCACCUGAUGCAGAAAGAGGAGAGCAGGCACCAGAAGUCCUGAAAAAUGGCAAUGCUACAUCACCAGUCUCAUCUCUGUCGGGAAGUGAGGAACUGCUAGUCAAAAUUAAAGAAGAACCAGAACCAUUAAUGCCUAUAAGUGAGUCUGGUGCUGCCAGCUCUGAAGCCACAGAAGCAGCAGCACCAGUGCCAUCCCCCACUGUCAAAGUAAAGACUGAAAUCUCAAGCCCCACGCCAGGAUCUAGUCCUGUGCCCAAUGAGUCUGGGGCAGCAACUGGAGGUGGCACAGUCAUUAUGCCGCACUACGUCUUUGGACAUGAAGCAGCUCCUGCCAUUGUACCACAAGCUUCUGAGAUACUGGCAAAAAUGUCUGAGCUGGUCCACAGCCGGCUAAAACAUGGACAAGCUGUUAGUCCGGCUGGCUUUUCAGGGAACACAGCACCUAAGGGUGCUACUUGUUUUGAGUGCGAAAUCACAUUUAAUAAUAUAAAUAAUUAUUAUGUGCACAAGAGACUUUACUGCUCGGGGAGACACGUGACAGAUGAGAGCCCAGCCAGUGGCCGCAAAAUAAAAGUAACACCCAUACGGGCCACCGUGGCCCCUGGCACUUCUACUUUACCAGCUGUUAAUGACCAAGGAACAGUCCCACCUCAGGAGGAAGCUGUAGGGGAAAGCAGUGCCCCAGUGGUAUCAGUUAAAGUGGAAGAUGGUGUUGGCACAGACAGUGAACCCACAGCGAGUGGACAUGCUAGUGAAGGCAGCCAAAGCCCGAGCUCCUUAGAUGACACGGAUGAAGAUCCAACCCGCACUGUUUGUGCGGCAUGCAACAUCCGAUUCAGCAGGCACGACACAUACAUGGUUCACAAACGUUACUACUGUGCCUCACGCCAUGAUCCUCCGCUUCGCCGUCCUGGUAUGAACAAGCCGGGACCUCCAUAUACACCUCAGCCUACUCCAAGAACUCGCAAACGGCGAAAGCUUUAUGAAAUCCAUGGAAUGGCCCAGGCAGAGGUGACUCCUUCAACAUUGCUUCCUCUAUCGGCAUUGCCCAUCAUACAAGGCCUCAUACCGCCUUCUGCUGUACCCUCCCCUAGUUCCAGCCCUGAUGCUGCUGAUGGGCCAAUAGACUUGAGCAAAAAACCUCGUCUCUUGGUUGAAACCCCAGCACCAGCUGCAGCAGUGGUCCCAUUGACAGACUACCAUGAAUGUACUGCCUGCCGCAUCAGCUUCAACAGUCUUGAAAGCUACCUGGCACACAAGAAGUUUUCUUGCCCUGCAGCUUCUUUACAACAGCAGGCUCUGCAACAACUUCAGAAAAUUAAAACUCCUGUCCCCACAUCUGCAAAGAUUGGGGAAGAAGUAGUGAAGGUGAAAGUUGAGAGACGAAGUCCAGGAUCUGUGAAUGAGUCCUCUCAAUCUAUAGCAAUGCCCUUAACCUCAAUUCCAGACACUAAACCCAUUCUGCAGUACCCCCCUGCUGCAGAGGCAUCUCCAUCUUCUACAGCCUCCUGCCCCUACUGCCCUCCGAAUGUGGUCAUCCGAGGAGAUUUACUUGAACAUUUCAGAAGUGUCCAUGGUCUACUUUUAGCAAAAGCCUCCACAGGUCACCGACUACAAGGCACAUUCAUGGAAGUGGUCCUACCUGCCCGAGCGCAACCAAGUACUGCAUCAGAGGGCAACUUGCCCAGUCCACCUGUGUCCUCUGCUUCUCCAUUACAAAUGCCAAGAGACAAUACAAAUAGCAAAGAGGCCUCACCAUUGUCAUCUUCUGCGAAUGGUAGUCCGGUUUCAAAUUCCACUUCACGACCAGUGUUAACCAGCACCCCCCGGCCUCUGUUGCCAAACUCUCCAGCCCUCCCUCUAAACCCGUUGGUGGAAACGCGAAGAGAUGAUGGACUCAGGGCAACCACCCUCGCUCUCCUGCCUGGGGAUAAAGCAAUGCAACCUCCUAAGCCUGGUCUGGCUACUCCAUUGCCAAAUGGCAAUCACAGGUACUGUCGCCUCUGCAACAUCAAGUUCAGCAGCCUGUCCACAUUCAUUGCCCAUAAAAAAUACUACUGUUCAUCCCAUGCAGCAGAACAUGUCAAAUAGCCUGAGCUGGUGACUUUGCUUGAAUAUGUUGUAAAGCACUAAAGCGACAGAGCGAUCUACGGACAUUAAGGGUCAUUGUGACUCAAGGAGGGGUCUGUGCUAUUUCAAGUGUGGCCACAGAAGUAGAAAAUUAAUAAAGAAUGGCCGUUCUUCUGUUUAAUGAGACUCGAUGGAGAGCACAUCCCAAGAGGGUAGCAAGGUGCGCUUCCUCCUGUGCCCUUGGAGAGGAUGCACAAGUUCACUCCUCUCAUCCGUUCAGUGACAACAGUACGUGUUUCGGUCCGGGUGCCUACCCACGCAUUUCAGACCCUUUCAGAAUUGCACUGUCUGUCACACAAGAAAACAGAAGAUUGUCAGUCCAGUGUAUGUUGUGAAUGCCUCCUGGUUCUGAAGCACAAUAACUGUUACAGAGAAUGAAAACCAUGAAGACCAGUGUGUGUGUCUUUGUUACAGGGCAGGGGAAGGGAAUACUUUUUUUUUUUUUUUUUUUAGUAAGUUAUUUUUGAGAUGUAUUUAAAACAAAGUUAAAAACAAUCUACUGUUUCUUUUUAUAGUGAAAAGUUCAGAAAUUUGAAAAGAAAUCUUUGAAUGUUUCCAGCAAAACAAUUUUAUUGGGGAUGGAGGGUAAGGUAUUUCCCAUGAUGACUGCUUUUUUAAGUUUUGAACAGAAAUACACAUUGCCUAGAACCCUUUAAAGAGAUGAUUGGCAAAAAGACUGCCCUAUACCUAGGAAACCCUUUUAGGGUGGGAUCAUAGGGAAGAACAAGGGGCAUUGUGUUGGAAUCCACAUGUUUUUUUUACCUUUUGGGAAACAAAGCAGUUCCGUUCUAUACUGCUUCCUACACUUUUCAUGGAUUAGACAAGGUCAGUUGUUUUACUUUUUAUCCCGAUACUGUAUGUUGCUUUUACUUUGUUUUGCAACACUGUUUGUCAGGUACUGCAGUACGGCAGGUGGUCUAUUUUUAUCAAAAAAUAGUUUAUUUCAAGACAACCCCCCACCUUCCAUUUUUAUGAAGGUAAAUGGAGUAUCCCUAUGGAGAUGACAGGGGAAGGGAACAGAGGCAAUAGAAGUGCAGUGUUUUGAAAUGUUCCAUAUUGGUCAGAAAGAUUUAGGGCACUUAAAAGUUUACCAAGCGCAUUGCAGCCUACGAUUUUGUCAUUAAACAAGAGGAUGCAACAAUAACACAGAGGAGGGGCAGGUAACUGUCUACAGGUAAGGGAACAGGUUGCUUCUGUCCCCUGCCUUCUGAUCCCUGCUUUCCUUUUUUUUUUUGUAUUUUUUACAUGGCAUUAUAUACAUGACAAAAAACUGGAAAACAAAGUUGUGUUUAAAAUAGUCCUUAAAUAUAUUUAUAUAUUAAUAUAGAUACCGAGAGCACUGAUUUACAAAUAAACACACAUUUCUGGUGACUAACAAGUGUGUAUAAUUGUGUACAGAAAUAAAGCCUGUGUAUAUUAUG
Hyla sarda is the source of this 5688-nucleotide messenger RNA. RefSeq names its product zinc finger protein, FOG family member 1 (gene ZFPM1). Lineage: Eukaryota; Metazoa; Chordata; Amphibia; Anura; Hylidae. The transcript is spliced from 11 exons. Gene Ontology annotation, molecular function: RNA polymerase II-specific DNA-binding transcription factor binding. The record is from RefSeq and is a predicted model, not a curated record. Bases 683 to 4228 code for a protein of 1181 amino acids. Gene Ontology annotation, biological process: positive regulation of transcription by RNA polymerase II; negative regulation of transcription by RNA polymerase II; megakaryocyte differentiation. Gene Ontology annotation, cellular component: nucleus.